AUGCAAUACUUUUGGCCUUCUUUUGCGUUCGCCCUACUGUUGGCGGCGCCCUCUAUAGCUCAAGGUCCCUUCCCUGGACUGUUUGGGGGCGGUGGGGGCGGUCCCAUGCCUUUCGGUCUACCCGGACAAUACGGCGGAGCCCCGCCCUCUGCAGCAAGCUUCGCCGGCUUCAAUCCCUUCGGAGGAGCAGGCGGCGCCCUGUCUCUCGGAGGCGGAGCAUCGCUAGGGGGUGGAGCUUACGGAUCCCCCUUCGGAGGAGCCGCUCCCUCUUUUGGCGGACCCGUAGGUCUUUCAGUCAGUCCUUACGGAGGAGCUGGAGGAUCCCCCUAUGGAGGAGCUGGAGGAUCCCCCUACGGAGGAGCUGGAGGAUCUCCCUACGGAGGCGGCGGAUCCAGCUCCUACAGUCCUAGCGGAUUCUCUGGUGGAGCUGGUGGACAGAGCGGAUACUCCUUCCAAGGAAUCGGAUCCUUCGGCGAAGGUGGCUCCUCUCCCUUGUAA
This is a messenger RNA of Uloborus diversus, 498 nucleotides long. RefSeq lists its product as uncharacterized. The record is from RefSeq and is a predicted model, not a curated record. Bases 1 to 498 code for a protein of 165 amino acids. The transcript has a single exon. NCBI's taxonomy places the organism in Eukaryota, Metazoa, Arthropoda, Arachnida, Araneae, Uloboridae.